UGACUCUAUUCCUGGCUGUCCCAGUCCCUGGAGGACUGCCCGCUGGACGAGGAUGAAGAUGCCUUCCAGGCCCUGGGGGAGGAGGAUGAAGAUAUCGACCAGUUCAACGAUGACACCUUCGGGGCUGGGGCCGUUGAUGAUGACUGGCAGGAGGCCCACGAGCGGCUGGCGGAGCUGGAGGACAAGGCCGGAUCGAGCCGGGAGCCGGACGGUCCCGUUGGGAAUGACGGGGACGUUCUGGGCGAUCCUGAGGAUGCGCUGGCCGAGCGGCUCACACGGCUCGUCAUUGACAGCGAGCUGGAGGACCCGGCCAUCAUGCAGGCCGUGCACACCAGGGAUCCCCCACAGCAGCCUGGAGGGCUGAAUUCCAGCAUCUGGGACAGCUCAGCUGUGCUGCGGCGCAUCCGGGGGCCGCUCCUCACUCAGGAGAUGCCGUCAGUGUCCGUGCUGGAUUAUGCUCUGCCCCAGAGGCCUCCACAGGCUCGGGAUGAGGAGCGGGAUCCAUCGGAGCGGGCGCUGCCCCGGCGUUCCUCGUCCCCCAUCAUUGGGAGCCCCCCGGUCCGGGCUGUUCCCAUCGGCACCCCCCCCAAACAGGCCGCCAUCCCAAACUUCAACCAGCAGAUCCUGUGUCCCAAGCCUGUCCACAUCCGAGCUACCAUGCAGCAGCGUUAUCCCGCUCCCUAUGGAGAGAGGAUGUCCCCCAACCAGCUCUGCAAUGUUCCGAAUUCCUCCCUCCUGGGCCACCCGUUCCCCCACAGCGUCUCUCCCGUUCUCACACACCUGCAGAGAGCCCAGCUGCUUGGAGGAGCCCAGGCCGGCCGAAUGUCCCCCAGCCAGUUUGCCCGGGUGUCAGGGCUGGUGGGGAGCCCGCUGCCCUCUGUGAAUCCCAAGCUGCUCCAGGGCAGAGUUGGGCAGAUGAUGUCCCCGGCCGGAGGGUUCCGUGCCUUUUUUGGGGCUCCCCCCGCCCCACCCCCCUCGCAGCUGCCGCACCCUCCAGGCCCCGGAUCCCACCUGCAGAACCUGAGGCCGCAGCCCCAGAUGUUCCGGCCGGACACGACCCAUUUGCACCCCCAGCACCGCCGGCUUCUGCACCAGCGGCAGCAGCAGAACCGGAACCAGCACCGGAGCCUCAACGGCUCCGGGGGGGACCGAGGGGGCCACCGGAGCAGCCAUCAGGAGCAGAUCCGUAAGGAUCCCUACGCCAACCUCAUGCUGCAGCGGGAAAAGGACUGGGUGUCCAAGAUCCAGAUGAUGCAGCUGCAGAGCACUGAUCCCUACCUGGAUGAUUAUUAUUAUCAGAAUUACUUCCAGAAGCUGGAGAAGUUGGCAGCCGCCGAGGAAGUGCAUGGUGACGGUCCCAAGAAGGAGCGCACUAAACUCAUCACCCCUCAGGUGGCGAAGCUGGAACACACCUACAAGCCAGUGCAGUUUGAGGGCUCGCUGGGAAAACUCACCGUCUCCAGUGUCAACAACCCCCGGAAGAUGAUUGAUGCCGUGGUGACAUCCCGCAGCGAGGAUGAUGAGACUAAGGAGAAGCAGGUCCGGGAUAAGAGGCGACAGACCCUCGUUACCAUCGAGAAGACGUAUAGCCUCCUCCUGGAUGUGGAGGACUAUGAGCGCCGCUACCUCCUGAGCCUGGAAGGGGAGCGGCCAGCCCUGAUGGGAGAGAGGAAACAGAAGAUCUGUGACAUGUAUGACAAUCUGAGGGGGAAGGCACCUGGGCAGGACAGGCCGAGCGAUGACCACUUCAUGCAGAUCAUGUGCAUCCGGAAAGGAAAGCGCCUUGUGGCCCGGAUCCUUCCCUUCCUGGCUCCAGAGCAAGCGGCUGACGUGCUCAUGGCCACAGCCAGGAACCUGCCCUUCCUCAUCAAGAAGGAUGCUCAGGAUGAGGUGCUUCCCUGCCUCUUGAGGCCCUUUUCCCACGUUCUCUAUCACCUUCCCUUGGGAACAGUCACCAGCCUUGUGCAGCAGCUCACAAACCUACCUCAGAGCGCCGCCGCUCCCACCAACCUGCACCUCACUGCUGUGCUCCAAAACAAGUUCGGUCUGUCCCUGCUGUACCUGGUCCUGAGCCGAGGGGAGGAAUUGCAGAGCUCAGACACGAACACAGAGCUGAUGCAGGACAACCAAUGGACGGAGCUGAUGCUGAUGGCGACCCGGGAGCUCCUGCGAAUUCCUCAGGCAGCCUUGGCAAAGCCCGUGUCCAUCCCCUCCAACUUGAUCUCCCUCUUCUCUCGCUAUGUUGACCAGCAGAAGCUGAACCUGCUGGAGACAAAAUUGCACUUAGUGCAGGGGAUCCGGUAGAUCUCCGUGGCUCCUUGCCACCACCAGAAUGUUCCAGAGGAAGGAUGGAAGGAAGAAAGGAUGGAUGGAGGGCACACGGUUCACCCCACAUCUCCCCCGACGCCCGGCCUGGCACAUGGGGCACAUCUGCCCCCCAGUCCCUGGAUCAGCAGGAAGAGGGGAAUGUUUGGCUGCUUCCCACUUCCCCACAAAGUGCUGCCUUCCCCUACUGCUCCCAAUUUCACCCUGACUCUCUCUGCACCCCCAAAAACUGCUGCUUCCCCCCC
Molecule: messenger RNA, 2570 nt
Organism: Sturnus vulgaris (Common starling)
Lineage: Eukaryota; Metazoa; Chordata; Aves; Passeriformes; Sturnidae
Gene: PATL1
Product: PAT1 homolog 1, processing body mRNA decay factor
Biological process (GO): P-body assembly; deadenylation-dependent decapping of nuclear-transcribed mRNA
Cellular component (GO): P-body
Molecular function (GO): RNA binding
Source: RefSeq, a predicted model, not a curated record